CACUUCACAUUUGCAAUUAGAACAGUUUUCAUCCUCAAAUCAACACAUAUUGAUGGCUUCAUUUCAUGCUUCUUCCUUAUUCUUUCCCAAAAUAUAAAGGUUCAUUUUUUUUAGACACAGAGAAAUGAUGGGCCACAGUAGUCUAUCUGGGGCUCGCUUGGCUACCUUUCCAUGGAGCUCUCUUGCUCAUCCCACCCUCAAUUUCUUCUUUCCCCCACGGUUUCAUUCAAGGAAGAAAAAGCCAUCUUCGUAUGGUUCUCUGGUCUCAUCUUUUGCGGUUUCUGCAUCGGCUAAGGAACUCAGGAGAACGAAGGAGAAACGAAAAAUUUGCAGCUCUCCUGCAAAAUUUACAUUUCAGCGUCAACACAAGCCAAGGAAGAAAUGUGACACAUUGUUAGACCAUGAAGUUGGAGAUGCUCCGUCGCUUAGUUUCACGAAGAUUCUACUGUCUUCUGGACUCUUCACCUUCCUAACCGCUCAACAAGCGCUUGCAGGUCCAGACGUUGCCAGCAGCCUGCAAUCGCUUCCAUUUUUAGGGGAUGCUGGCGAUUUAAGCACAGGUUUUGCUUCAGCCUUCUUGCUGAUAUUUUUUUCAGAACUCGGGGAUAAAACCUUCUUCAUCGCAGCACUUCUAGCAGCUAGAAACUCUGCUGCUGUCACAUUCAUUGGGACUUUUGGUGCACUCGCAGUUAUGACAGUUAUAUCGGUUGUUCUUGGACGAACUUUUCAUUAUGUCGAUGACAUCCUCCCGUUCAGGCUUGGAAAUGCUGAUUUGCCUCUUGAUGAUCUUGCUGCAGUUUGCUUGCUGGUAUAUUUUGGUGUUUCAUCCUUGCUUGAUGCUGCAUCUGGUGAUGGCCUCAAAGCAGAAGAAGAACAAAAAGAGGCAGAACUGGCUGUUUCCGAAGUCUCAGGGUCGGGCGCAGGCAUACUUUCCGCUGCCAACACGGUCCUGAGCACAUUCGUGCUCGUAUUUGUAGCUGAAUGGGGGGACAAAUCUUUUUUCUCCACAAUAGCACUUGCUGCGGCUUCAUCGCCCCUAGGAGUCAUUGCAGGGGCACUUGCUGGUCAUGGAGUGGCAACACUGCUUGCUGUUCUAGGGGGGUCGUUCUUGGGAACGUUCCUCUCCGAGAAGACUAUUUCAUAUAUUGGCGGCACUCUCUUCCUCGUCUUCGCAGUAGUGACUUUAGUUGAGAUCGUGAGCUAGGAUUAGACCGUCGCAGCUUUCUUUCGAAAAAUCUUUAGCAACAUUCUAAGCAUCUGAGUUUGAUUUACAAAGCCUUUAUUUUGAUCUAA
This is a messenger RNA of Salvia hispanica, 1293 nucleotides long. RefSeq names its product GDT1-like protein 1, chloroplastic. Gene Ontology annotation, cellular component: Golgi apparatus; chloroplast thylakoid membrane. Lineage: Eukaryota; Viridiplantae; Streptophyta; Magnoliopsida; Lamiales; Lamiaceae. Gene Ontology annotation, molecular function: calcium ion transmembrane transporter activity; manganese ion transmembrane transporter activity. The record is from RefSeq and is a predicted model, not a curated record. Gene Ontology annotation, biological process: calcium ion transmembrane transport; Golgi calcium ion homeostasis; Golgi calcium ion transport.